Messenger RNA from Alternaria infectoria, 1791 nucleotides. RefSeq lists its product as uncharacterized. Lineage: Eukaryota; Fungi; Ascomycota; Dothideomycetes; Pleosporales; Pleosporaceae. The transcript has 2 exons. Gene Ontology annotation, biological process: chromosome segregation; protein localization to kinetochore; meiotic spindle assembly checkpoint signaling. The record is from RefSeq and is a predicted model, not a curated record. Gene Ontology annotation, molecular function: ATP binding; protein serine/threonine/tyrosine kinase activity; protein serine/threonine kinase activity. Gene Ontology annotation, cellular component: spindle; nucleus; kinetochore. The coding region runs from base 1 to 1791 and encodes 596 amino acids.
AUGGCUACACUUUCUCCCACGCCCUCGUAUGGGCGCAUGCGUGCGCAUUCCUCAAUACGACCCAGGAGAGACUCUCCGCUAUCCGUACUGGGGCAGUCGCAGGGCUUCUCAGCGGAUGCGCCCAUGAUGCAGAACAUCAACAUUGGCGACAGUUCCGAUGAUGAGAUACCACAACCAAUGAAGCUCAGCGCUUUGACGACGGCACUUCUUGCGCAAGGCAGUGACGUCGAUUCGCCUGAGAAGAGGAAACCCAAGCUGAAGAUAUCGCGCAAUGCCUCUGGCUCCAACACGCCAGUGCAGGAUACCGUCACACCUGCACCAAGUUUGCGAAUAAAGCGAGUGCCACUGCGAGGUGCGCCCAUGAGACGGUUUCGGAGGACGCCCCAGAGCGAGGAGGAACACCAUCCCUCUCAAGACCAGGAGAACAUGCCCAUCUCCGCGGUCAAGUCGCAGCCUGAGAACGUCCCGGAUUCCGUCCUGAAGGUCACCGGUUCUGUCAUGAAGGUUGCAGAGGAUCGCCAUAUGCAACCACAACCAGAGCACCAAUCACCGAUACAACGAUCUUCGCAGCAACAAGAAAAGCAGAUGCCGCUCCAGGCGCUGAGUGCGAACACUCCACGACGACCGGCACCUCCGCCGCCGCCGAAGAUGUCAGUGUUGGAGACGGCGACUACUGCUGCUGGAGCAGCCACAACGAAGACGAGAGAAAGAAAGAAGAGGAGCACACUAUCAGUCAAUGGAAAGCAUUACUCGCAAAUGGACAGGAUAGGAAGAGGAGGCAGUUCGGCCGUGUACCGCGUCAUGGCAGAGAAUUUCAAGCUUUUGGCGCUGAAGAGAGUCAAGCUUGAGGAUGCAGACGAAGCCACUGUACGGGGCUUCAAGGGCGAGAUCGACCUUCUACAGAAGCUGAAGAACGUUGACCGCGUUGUGCGACUAUACGAUUGGGAGGUCGAUGAGCAACGUCAAGUGCUGAGUGUGCUUAUGGAACUCGGAGAAUCUGACCUCGCCCGUAUAAUACGAAUGAAGCUCGAUCCCGCCGACGGAGACGGCAAACUAGACCUAAGCUUCACACGCUACUACUGGAAAGAAAUGCUCGAAUGCGUCGGCGCAGUCCACGACCACGACAUUGUCCACUCUGACCUAAAACCCGCGAACUUUCUCCUCACCUCUGGCCGCUUAAAGCUCAUCGACUUCGGCAUUGCCAACGCCAUCGAAGUCGACCACACCGUAAACGUGCACCGCGACUCGCACAUCGGUACCCCAAACUACAUGUCUCCAGAGUCGCUCGAAGACUCAGCCGGUGGCGCCCGAGGCCUGCUCUCCAACGGCAACGGCUCCAAGGACAUGGCGCUCGGCAAACCCUCGGACGUCUGGAGUCUAGGCUGCAUCCUCUACCAAAUGGUCUACGGCCGCCCUCCCUUCGCACACAUCACCAACCAAAUGGCGCGUGUCCUCGCCAUUGUAAACCGCGACUACAAGAUCGAAAUCCCCGACCUCGGUGUCGGCGAUGUCCGCGUCCCUCCCGGCCUCAAAGCUACGCUCCGUCGCUGCUUGCAACGCGAUGCCUCGCGCCGACCAAACGUAGCCCAACUCCUCGACGAGCGAGAUCCUUUCCUCUACCCCGACGGCGGAGAAGACCUGAGAAUACCACAGGAGUUGCUCGGCCAGAUUAUCCAACGGGUCGCAGAUCGGUUUAGAGAUCCGAAUAAGAGCCCGCCCACCGACGAUGAGAUUCGUCAGUAUCCAGCGAGUUUCUACGAGAAGAUUAGACAGUUGCUGGAAAGCGAUUGA